GGCCAGGGGGCGUGGCGACGAGCCGGAAGCCACGCAGGGCCACGUCUGCGGUUCUGAGGACUGGCUUUGGGUGCAGACGUCGUUGCUUGGGCGCUUCUCCGCAGCGUGUAGGUGAAGGGGGCUUCCUGACCGAGACAUGGAUUUAGGUGCUAUUACAAAAUACUCAGCAUUACAUGCCAAGCCCAAUGGACUGAUCCUUCAAUACGGGACUGCUGGAUUUCGAACGAAGGCAGAACAUCUUGAUCAUGUCAUGUUUCGCAUGGGAUUAUUAGCUGUCCUGAGGUCAAAACAGACAAAAUCCACUAUAGGAGUCAUGGUAACAGCGUCCCACAAUCCUGAGGAAGACAAUGGUGUAAAAUUGGUUGAUCCUUUGGGUGAAAUGUUGGCACCAUCCUGGGAGGAACAUGCCACCUGUUUAGCAAAUGCUGAGGAACAAGAUAUGCAGAGAGUGCUUAUUGACAUCAGCGAGAAAGAAGCUGUGAAUCUGCAACAAGAUGCCUUUGUAGUUAUUGGUAGAGAUACCAGGCCCAGCAGUGAGAAACUUUCACAAUCUGUAAUAGAUGGUGUGACUGUUCUAGGAGGUCAAUUCCAUGAUUAUGGCUUGUUAACAACACCCCAGCUGCACUACAUGGUGUAUUGUCGAAACACGGGUGGCCGAUAUGGAAAGGCAACUAUAGAAGGUUACUACCAGAAACUCUCUAAGGCUUUUGUGGAACUCACCAAACAGGCUUCCUGCAGUGGAGAUGAAUACAGAUCACUUAAGGUUGACUGUGCAAAUGGCAUAGGGGCCCUGAAGCUAAGGGAAAUGGAACACUACUUCUCACAGGGCCUGUCAGUUCAGCUGUUUAAUGAUGGGUCCAAGGGCAAACUCAAUCAUUUAUGUGGAGCUGACUUUGUGAAAAGUCAUCAGAAACCUCCACAGGGAAUGGAAAUUAAGUCCAAUGAAAGAUGCUGUUCUUUUGAUGGAGAUGCAGACAGAAUUGUUUAUUACUACCAUGAUGCAGAUGGCCACUUUCAUCUCAUAGAUGGAGACAAGAUAGCAACGUUAAUUAGCAGUUUCCUUAAAGAGCUCCUGGUGGAGAUUGGAGAAAGUUUGAAUAUUGGUGUUGUACAAACUGCAUAUGCAAAUGGAAGUUCAACACGGUAUCUUGAAGAAGUUAUGAAGGUACCUGUCUAUUGCACUAAGACUGGUGUAAAACAUUUGCACCACAAGGCUCAAGAGUUUGACAUUGGAGUUUAUUUUGAAGCAAAUGGGCAUGGCACUGCACUGUUUAGUACAGCUGUUGAAAUGAAGAUAAAACAAUCAGCAGAACAACUGGAAGAUAAGAAAAGAAAAGCUGCUAAGAUGCUUGAAAACAUUAUUGACUUGUUUAACCAGGCAGCUGGUGAUGCUAUUUCUGACAUGCUGGUGAUUGAGGCAAUCUUGGCUCUGAAGGGCUUGACUGUACAACAGUGGGAUGCUCUCUAUACAGAUCUUCCAAACAGACAACUUAAAGUUCAGGUUGCAGACAGGAGAGUUAUUAGCACUACCAAUGCUGAAAGACAAGCAGUUACACCCCCAGGAUUACAGGAGGCAAUCAAUGACCUGGUGAAGAAGUACAAGCUUUCUCGAGCUUUUGUCCGGCCCUCUGGUACAGAAGAUGUCGUCCGAGUAUAUGCAGAAGCAGACUCACAAGAAAGUGCAGAUCACCUUGCACAUGAAGUGAGCUUGGCAGUAUUUCAGCUGGCUGGAGGAAUUGGAGAAAGACCCCAACCAGGUUUCUGAAGAUAAUUUUCAUAUUCCUGAGAAACUGGACUUUUUACAAGUCUUUACAAAACUGUCAAUAAUAAUGGCAGUACUAAAAGAUUUAUAAUCAUAAUGUUUACAAUGCAGCCUACUGGAUUGUCUCUAGAUCUGUUUUUCUUAAACACUAACAGAAUAAUUCUUUAUAAAUAGGUAAGCCUUACACUUGUUAAAGAAAUUUACCUCUAAUUUCAGUCUCACUAAUGUAAAAUACUGGGACUUAAGUAUACAAUUCAAUCACUAACUGUACAGUUUUAUGUGGGGAACAAUUCAUGCAGGCUACUGGAAAAUUAAAUCUUAUUACCAACUCCUUGUGAUAUCUUUGCCAUCACCAUCACAUGAGCAAGAUGAUGUUUUGCAGCAUUCCCCAUUGCUGAUACAAAUGGAGAGGGCAGAGAAGACUUUAUACAACCAGUUUUUCCAUUGCAGAGUCUUAAGAAAGAUUAUUAGAUGACUUACCUAUAUGACUAAUGCCAUCAGGAACUCAGAGGUAUGAAUAGGGGGUUGUCCAUCCCUCUUCCAUACUGAGGUGGAGAUGCUCAUGCAAUACUUUUAAGGAUGCAUGGUCCAGCCUUCAGUUAUUCUUCACUGCUCUUGGUGAAGGUAUGUGGGAGAAAAACUAAUUAUAAUACGUUUCCCAGCCUCUGAUGGAGAAGGAACACCACUCUGAUACCAGAACAUGGUUAAUAAGGAAAAGAGAAAAAUCCCCAACCAAUCUUAAUUGAACCAAGCCUGAAACCAAUGGAAAAAAAAAUGGGUAGUGUAUAUUUUGCAGGUUUAAGACAACUCAGGACAAUAAAAACAAUGGACUUUACAUGUGUAUAUAUAUAGCUCUCUUAGGCACCAUAAUCAGUAUGAGCCAACAAUAUUUAAACUUGAUUCAGGCCACAUUCAGACAUUUGCUCUUAUAUACAAAUAUUUAAAUUAAAUACAACCUGAAAUGUGUUCUGUUACAUACAAAAAAGGAAAAACUAUACAACGCAGAGCAGUGUGUGUGUUUUAAAUAAUUAUAUUUACAUGUAAGCUAAAUGGAACCAGCAGUGGUGCUCAAGUUUUUAUCAUCCCUUCCAGAAAAUCUUUUUCUACCAUCUCUUCUAUUUUUUGCCUGGCUUUGCUGGAACAUGGUUUGUGGUUCUCCAGUUUCAUGUCCUUAUUAGGGAAGGCAUUUGAGUAGAGGAUAGGACUCCCUGAGUGUCCUCCACAUCGGCUUGUGACUUUGCUGUUGAAGACUUGACUGAGCACAUUGAAGAACGGCAGGAGCUGCUCCAUACUGCGCACGGUGCAGAUGGUGAGCAGCAAGUGCCCUGGCUCCCAACCCAAUGUUCUCCCUGAGUUGUCUUCCUCUGGAUUUUUCUGCAGAAAACAAAAAGUGAACUGGUAUUAAUACAACAGACAAUGUGGUAUGUUAGAAAAAUUAAAAAUAUAUAAACUUUGGCAAUUGGUCAAGAAAUGAAUACAAAUGACAUUAAGUUUCUAACUCCUGACCUGAUCAAAACCCUUGGUGCUUCUGAGACCUUUUACUGCCAUUUAUUAGUUUUAUAUGGAGCAGUCUAACAUUGUAGUAAUAGUUCCCAACUAGAAUGCGCAGAUAAGCUUAGUUAACAGAAAUAGCUUUGAACAGGAAUAGAGUCAAACAUAAAAGUUUUAUGUUGUGCUUUGUAUUUACUCAAAAAGCUCCCAGGUUUCUGAACCCUCACUACUGUAACCAAGGACUAGGUCACAAAAUUACUACAGAAAAAAGGAACAAAGUGCUUUAUACAUUUCAUAAUAUAUCCCCUUUUAUUAUAAUUAGUUAAUUCCCUUUUAUCUAAAUGGCCUAAAUUUGCCAUGAUGGUAGCAGUGUCCAAAGUGAAUAAUUACUGUCAGUACUGCAUCACAGAGAAAGGAAGGGAUCCCUCAGGAGAGACACUGCUGUCUCCUUCUGGGUUGUGCUAAACAACAUAGGGAGGAAAGCUGGACCUGGAGUCAAAGGAAUUGAGUUAGUGUGCUGGCUCUGCCAUACUUACGGCACCCUUGGGCAAGAUAUACAAAGGUUCCUCACUUAUAAAAUGGGACAGUCUAAAACUACCUUUUAGUAGAGAAGUCAAAUGAGAAGGUAUGUGAAAACUCUGUCAACUAAAUAUAAAGACUAAUAAUUUGGGUAUUAAGAGGCUAGUUUGAGAAGCCACCUGAAUUACACAAACACAGCUACAGACAUCAUUCUGUCUAGAGAAAGAUAAGAGAGAACAGGUUAGUUGAACUUGGGUAGAAUCACAGAUACAAUUCCACACUAAAGAAUGAAAAUAAGCAAUGAACUAGACGGAAGAAAUCAUGAAGACUUAGGAAGCAGAACUACAAUCUGUCAUAUUAACAAAUGGAGUUUGCCUUCUAAGAUCAGAUGUUUUUCAGAAACUUUCAUUGUUUACCUAAUAAUUUAAUAUCACUAGUUUCCUAGUGGGUCAAGCAGAUGCAAAAUCCAGCUUAUUUUCUUCUAUGUGCUCUCAAGCUUAUUGCUUAUUUUAAAGUAAAAUCCUGAAAAAGGAAAAUAUUAGGUUGGUGCAAAUGUAAUUGCGGUUUUUGCAUUGUUGAAAUUUGCCAUUUUAUAUUGGAGUACAUUCUUAAAUAAAUGUGGUUAUGUUAUACAUCAUUUUAAGCACAUUUCUCACUUUUGUUUUGCUAGUGACUUACUGCUGUUUAUAUUUAUUUUAGACUAUGGAAAUGAUGUUAGACAAAAAUCAAAUUUAGCAAUUUUCUGAGUUCAAAAUAGGUUAUAAAGCAGCAGAGAUAACACACAACAUCAACAAUGCAUUUGGCCCAGGAACUGCUAAUGAACAUACAGUGCCGUGAUGGCUCAAGAAGUUUUGCAAAGGAGACUAGAGCCUUGAAGAUGAGGAGUGCAGUGGCCAGUCAUCGGAAAUUGAUAAUGACCAAUUGAGAACAUCAUCGAAGCUGAUCCUCUUACAACUAUAAGAGAGCUGCCCAAGAACUCAAUGUUGACCAUUUUAUGGUCGUUCGGCAUUUGAAGCAAAUUGAAAAGGUGAAAAAGCUCAAUAAAUGGGUGCCUCAUGAGCUGAGUGAAAAAUAAAAAAAAUUGUUGUUUUGAAGUGUCAUUUUCUCUAUUCUAUGCAACAAUAAUGAAUCAUUUCUCUAUCGGAUUGUGACGUGUGCCAAAAGGUGGAUUUUAUACAACUGGCGAUGACCAGCUCAGUGGCUGGACUGAAAGAAGCUCCAAAGCACUUCCCAAAGCCAAACUUGCUCCAAAAAAUGGUCAUGGUCAUUGUUUGGUGGUUUGCUGCCAGUCUGAUCCACUACAGCUUUCUGAAUCCAGGUGAAACCAUUACAUCUGAUAUGUAUGCUCAGCAAAUCAAUGAGAUGCACCAAAAACUGCAAUGCCUGCAGCCGGCAUUGGCCACCAGAAAGGGCCCAAUUCUUUUCACGACAACACUGGGCCGCACGUUGCACAACCAACGCUUCGAAAAUUGAACUAAUUGGGCUAUGAAGUUUUGCCUCAUCUGCCAUAUUCACCUGACCUCCUGCCAACAAACUACCACUUCUUUAGGCAUCUCAGCAACGUUUUGCAGGGAAAUUGCUUCCACAACUAGCAGGAUGCAGAAAAUGCUUUCCAAGAGUUCGUCAAAUUUGGAAGCAUGGAUUUUUAUGCUACAGGAGUAAACAAACUUAUUUCUCAUUGGCAAAAAUGUGUUGAUUGUAAUGGUUCCUAUUUUAAUUAAUAAAGAUUUGUGUGAACCUA
Gorilla gorilla gorilla (western lowland gorilla) is the source of this 5513-nucleotide messenger RNA. It is a transcript of the gene PGM3, whose product is annotated as phosphoglucomutase 3. The record is from RefSeq and is a predicted model, not a curated record. Lineage: Eukaryota; Metazoa; Chordata; Mammalia; Primates; Hominidae. The transcript is spliced from 13 exons. Gene Ontology annotation, molecular function: magnesium ion binding; phosphoacetylglucosamine mutase activity. Gene Ontology annotation, biological process: carbohydrate metabolic process; hemopoiesis; UDP-N-acetylglucosamine biosynthetic process. Bases 137 to 1765 code for a protein of 542 amino acids.